GCCGGGCGGGAUGACGCGUCCCUCGGCACAGCCGCCGCCGCCGCCCCGCCGCCGCCGCCCGCCUCCGGAUGGGGAGGUGAAAGCGCCCCUUGGUGCCGCCGGGAGCUUCACGCCCCGGGGUCCCGUCGAGCGGAGCCCGUUCGGGUCCGUGAGCCCCGGCUCUGGGCAAGCAAAGCCCACCCCAGCUCCCGGAGGGGAGAGCGUGGCCCCCAGAACCGGCGGUCAUUAGUGAUGAGCGGGUAUGGGUGGAGGGGAAAGCGUUGCAGUAGCCUGGAACUGAGCUUGUGCUCUGUGCUGUGAGGCUUUGCUCUAGGGAAAGUGGAACAGAUCAUAAGAACACUCAGAUUUAUGUUAUUAGUGCUUGAACCACCUAUUUCUGCUUAAUGAAAAUUUGCCCUGUUCACUGAUUAUUGGGGAAAAAUACUUCCAACCUUUUAAUUUCCACAUGCUUAAAAGAAAGCUAGGAAUUAACCAUUUUAUAACUUCCAGAGUGAUAUUCAUCAGGAGAACAGUUUUACUGUGGUUACCAGUGAGUGAAUUCUCUGUCCUUUGAAUCCCAUAAAGCAAAACUGACAUGCUGUAGUUGAAGCAAUUCAAGUACUGAUGGAGAAAGCCAGGAAUAUGAUCCUAAUGGCUUUCUUCUCUCUAUCAUCCGUGAAUCAUGAGUAGGUAUUUAAGUCUGUUCAUAUAUUGCUGCAACACCUUUUGAAAAGUGCUUUUACUGAAAGUAAUUUUUUUCUAACUGGCAGGUUACUGUUACCUCAUUGAACUCCCAGACUUGUGCUCCAUGUGUGAAUUUGCUAAUGAACACUGACUCUUGCCACAGACUUUUAUAUGUCUCUAAAAGAUUAUCGAACCAUAUUAGUUUUGACCUUAGGUGCUGCUUCAGUAUCUCCCACUUCCUUCUCUCCCAUCUGCCAUUCUUAUCAAAAAGGAUUAAGACAUGCAAAAUUGGAUAUUUUAUGUGGAAAUGGAGAAAAAAUAAGGAGAGGAACAAAUUCUUAUAAUCUUUUUUGGGUACAAUUUAAGAGAAAAAAUAAACAUAUGAAAUAAGCAAUACUUAACAGGGGUAAUGCACAGGAUAAAUAAGUAGCUAGAACAGCAUAUUGGUCCAGUUAUCCAGACAGUGCAAUAUAGCAAAGUGUUUCUAGAGUUUUAACAAACUAAUGCAUUACUGCAUGUUAACAACCAUUAUAAUAAAGAAAACUUGCAGCUUAUCUUCCUUUCUAACACAGGUUUAAGGGACUAAAAUGACAGAUGAAUACCCAGUCUUACUGAAGCCCCAGCUGGAAAUGCUGCCUUUAUUAUAGGAAGUGUUUUCCAUUUCCUUGUGAUUUGCAAUACUCAGUCAAAGCCACUGACAACUAAAUAAAUCCAGCUACAGAAAUUCAUGUCCACAUAAAAAUUUAUUUAAGAAAAAUGUAUUUGCAGUCUUUGCUUCUGAGUGUAGUCCAAGAUUACUUCCCUCUGCAAUCCUUUGGUUAUGGAACAAGAUACAGAGAAUGUCUUGUUAGAUUAGAUGUAUUAUGACUUCUCAGUCUAGGGCUAGGACAGAGCUGUUGCUGUCACCAUUCAUGCUGCCAGCUGGAUGUAAACUCACUGUCACCCUCCUCUUGUUAAACACGUCCCUAUAAAACAGGGCAGCUUUACUGUGGAGAACUACAAGUGAUAUUUCAGUAAUUCUGCAUUUCCACAAUGGUGGGAGACCACCUGAAAUAAAUCCACUCAUAUUUAAAAUCCGUUAUAAAAUCUAAGUGACACUUGCAGGGGAAAAUUUUGGAACUCUGGCAGAUCGGAUUCAUGGGCUUAAAGUAGAAGGGAUCAAGAAGGGGAAUCAUUCCUACCAUGUGUGGAAGCCUGACUAACUAUGUGAGUUUGAAAUGCUGUCAUGAAAUGCUGGGAUGGGCCAUGCCAAGUGACUGCAUAGCAAGUAGCCACCUUGCGUAAGAGUUGUUGAGGGGCUGAUACUGAAGUACGUGCCAUCCGAGGUGAACAGGGACCUGUCAUGAUCCAUGCGACACUCACACUGUUACAGCACAAUGGAUCUGACCAAAAGAUUAGUAUUUCCUGAUACCCUGUUUCCAACAUUAACCAAUACCUUAUGUUUAGGGAGGAGUAUAGGAACGGUAGAUGAGUUAAAUAUUUAUCCAAAUGUUUGUGUAAAUAUUUCUCUGAAUGUUUAUGCGCUCUCUGAAUCUGCCUCUGAGUUUUUCUCAGACCCCUCUGCUUUGUUGCUUGGGCCCUUCCUUAGCCAGAACUCAUGUCGCUGUACAGCGUGCUUGCUAUGGCCUAUGGAGAAUGAAAGAACUCAGUAUUUUUUCCCAGUAUCAUCAGAUGAGAAGUUAAACUAAAAUUGUUAUAAUUUUUGGGUUUUAUUUUUACCUCUCAAAAUAGUCAUCCAUAGCUCUGGUUAUGUCUGUGUCUAUAUUAAAGAAUUUUUGUACUUUCUUAGUCUUUGUGGAUUGAAACCUGAAGUUUUGAAUCAUCUUGCUAGUAUGAUGUCUUUAUAAAUGUGGUAUAGCUCUGAAAGGUUGAGAGAGUUGAGGUUGUCCAGUAUGGAGAGGAGAAGGCUCCGGGAUGACAUUAUUGCAACCUUUUGGUACCUGAAGGGAGCCCACAAGAAAGCUGGAGAGGGACUUUUCACAAGGACCUGCAGUGAUAGGACAAGGGGGAAUGGCUUUAAACUGAAAGAAGGUGGGUUUAUAUUAUAUAUUAGGAAAAAAUUCUUUACUGUGAGGGUGGUGAGACACUUGCAUACGUUGCCCAAAGAACCUGUGUUUGCCCCAUCCCUGGAAGUAUCCAAGGCCAGGUUGGAUGGAGCUCUGAGCAACCUGGUCUAGGGGAAGGUGUCCCUGCCCAUGGCAGGAGAGUUGGAAGUAAAUGAUCUCUAAAGUCCUUUCCAACAUAACAUUCUAUGAUUCUAUGAUAAAGGAACGUUUAGUACACUCUUCUGAAAAUCUUAAUUAUAUAAAUAUGGAUUUAUUGUGUGGAAGGAACUGCGCAUGCCUUGGGUUAUUGUACAGAGUCUGGGCUGACGGUGGGGAUCAACCAACCACAGUUUAGAAGUUUAUUUUUCUUUAAUCUCAAUUUACAUUCAAUUUAAAUUUUGUAUCAAAUUCUAGUAUGAUUAAAAGACACUGUUACUCUCUUUCUUUUACAUUGGAAGGGUUAUUAGUUGGUAUAAUUGUUCAGCUUCCUCCCCCCCCCCAAAAAAAAUAUAAAAGUAAUCCAACAUCCUCAAGUGUGCUAGUUAAAUAUACCUGCCUCUGGAAGCCAGGAGCAUAGAACACCCAUCUUUCAGCACUUUGCCACCUGAUUUUUAAAGAUCACUUCUCAACACUAUUGAAAACAUAAUAGUAAUGGUAACUUCAGUUGGACAGUCACAAACAGAAGCAUUCAGAUCACUAGUCAGUCCUGAAAUCAAUGAGUUGAGGGGCUGUGAAAAGUGUAAAACUGAUGGGCAUAGGUUCUGUUCCUUUACUCAUUCAAACCUGCAACCCAAACAGUGGCUUCAGUGCCAAGUUCAUCAUGUAAAUAACAGUAAUUAACGGUAGAGAUGCAUGAGGAUUUAAUAGUAAAAAUAUGGAGUCCCUGCUAGUGAAAAGUCUGAUGGAUUGGUGGUUUUGGGGGUUCCCUCAAUUCAAGUCAAUCCUCUGAAGGUAGCAAGUCAUUCUCCAUCCUUUUCCAAGUAAAGAGAUAAGAGUGUAAUGUUUACAUAACAUUAUAAUAUUUAUGUCUAAAGAUAUUUUUGAUAAUCUAAGAACACUGACAAGUGAAGAAGCAAAGAUAUUCUGUAAAGAAAAAUACUCUACUAAAUUAUUUACGAUGGAUGGAUAUUUUUAGAAUUCUAAUUUGAAAUGUAUCCAUUCUCUUUCUUUUGUAGGUGGCUGGUAUUAGGUAUUGCCAUGGUGCGGUUUUAUAUACAGAAAGGAACACAUAGAGGCUUAUUCAGAAGCGUUCAAAAGACGCUUAAAUUUUUCCAGACAUUUGCUUUGCUUGAGGUAGUCCACUGUGCAGUUGGAAUAGUUCGCACAUCUGUGCUUGUCACUGGGGUCCAAGUGAGUUCAAGAAUCUUCAUGGUGUGGUUCAUUGCACAUAGUAUAAAACAGAUCCAGAAUGAGGAGAGCGUUAUUCUUUUUCUGGUGGUAUGGACUGUGACAGAGAUUACUCGAUAUUCCUUCUACACAUUCAACCUGCUCAACCAUUUGCCGUACUUCAUUAAAUGGGCCAGAUACAACUUUUUUAUCAUUUUGUAUCCUGCUGGAGUUGCAGGUGAACUGCUAACCAUAUAUGCUGCUUUACCCUAUGUGAAGAAAACAGGAAUGUUUUCACUGAGACUUCCCAACAAAUAUAAUGUCUCCUUUGACUACUAUUACUUCCUUAUUAUUGUCAUGUUCUCCUAUGUGCCAUUAUUUCCACAACUCUACUUCCACAUGCUGCGGCAGAGAAGAAGGGUGCUUCAUGGAGAAGUGAUUGUGGAAAAGGACGAUUGAAUCAAGAUGUGUAACUAUGGUGCUUUUAGUGGAAAACAAAAAAGAGGGUAAAACCUCAAUAUUUCCUGUGAUUUUUCUGAGUCCAAGUUUUAAAACAUGGAACAAGAAUAAACAACUGUGCAUAAAAUAGCAUGGAUUCUAUUAUUUUUACAACUGAUAUAUUUUCAGACCUAUCUUUUCAUCCUCGGUUUCGCUUUGGUUUUUAAUUGUCUAAUUCUUCAAACAAAUUAUUUUCUUAUUUUCACAAAUAGUUUUCUUGGUUUCACAAAUAGCUUUAAGAAUUGGAAUAGUUGGCUACUGUGCCCUCUGUUCAGAAAGUUGUGUUAUAACCUGUAGUCAUCAUCAAGAACAGAAGGAGAGUUGAUAAGUUGUACUGAAAGUGAGUCUUCUGGAAAACAGCAGAGUGUAAAUUGGGUAAUUGUGUUUUUCGUAGUCUAGGUGGCUUGAAUGUUAUUUAAGCUUUUUAUUAAAUAAUACCUUUCCUGUUAUAAGUACUGUAGCACAUUGUUGAACAAUCUUUGAGUUACAGUAGGACUUUGGAUAGCAGCUAAGUCCUUGAUUGUCAGUGCAAAUUUGGAUCUCCCUGUAUUUUCAUUUGUAAUUUACAGAUAAGUAGAAUAACAGAUAUCAAAUUAAGUGUUUAAAAGUUUGUGCUGAGGAGUAGACUUGAUGUGCCUACCUUUCUCUGAUCAGUGGCUGGAAUGGGACUCAUUUGCAGAGAAAGUCUGACUAGCAUUGUGUUUGCUAUUCUACACUUAAAUUAUGUAUGCAGAAAAAUCUCAGUUUUGCAUUUAGAAACUGUAGCUAUAGUGAGAUAUUUGACUUCGUAUAAAUAGCUCUAUGGGAUAAAAUAUAUUUGAAAUAACGUCUUAAAAUAGAAAUUGUGCUUUGAAUCAUCCCAUUGUGCAAUUUUAAUUGCUUCCUUUCCAUUAAUUGUUUAUACUGUGUUGACCUAAUUCUAUUCAAUGUCUCCAAUAAUCUGCAAGAAGGAUCUGCAGUAUAUUAAUGAAAGUUACAGAUGAUAUUGCAUUAUAUGAUACCUGAGUGGGAGAGGUCCAACAAAUUAGACAGUGCCUAAGGGAUUCAAAGAAAAGGUAAUGCAUUUGAGGAAACUUGGAUACUUAGUGAGAGAGAGAGAGAGAGAAGAUUGAAAUGUAGUAAUGUGGUAAGCAGCUUUGAUAAUGUAGGCAACAAAAUUGCUUCUGGCAUCACUAAUGUCAAAAGAAGAGUAUAUAUGCAGACGAGCUGCAUUAGGCAGCUAGAAAUCAGAAUAUUUGUGGUUGCUGAGGUGAUAUCUGGAGUACAGUCUUAUAUUUUUGGGUACCUCAAGAAUUGAGACAAUCUUUUGAAAAGUCACAGAACAAAACCGUGAUUAGUUUAAGUGAGAAAGAAGUCGGAAAGAUUGAGUCAUUAAUGUGUAUAAUUUUUUGUUUUAUGAGAAAUAUAUGUAAAGGAAGAGGCUUUCUAAGUAUAAUGGUGCAACUGGAAUUGAUUAUAUGAAUUUGAAACAAGGUGAAUAGCCAAUGAAUGUCAGGAGAAAGAUCCUACUGAUGAGAUCAGUUAGGCUAUGGAAUGACACAGUAGUGCUUAUCAAUGCGUACAAUUUCUUGGAAGGUUUUCAUUUAUAUUUCGCAAGAGUUUGAGCUACGUACUUGCAGAGGCAGUUUCCAUUUUUAGGUUCAAUGAUUCUGUGGUAAUACAGCUUUUUUGAAAUUUGUAGCUGCACCUUUUUCUGGUGUAUCAGGUAGUUUGAUAAAAAAAGCAAGGAUUUGCUAUAUCCCUAACUUUCAAAUUCCAUUUUGUGCCUUAAAUUUGUGAUAUUUAUGUCUAUCUUCAUUACACGUAAAUGAGUUUCCUUUUAAGCAACAGGUGCAUAGUGGACUUGAGAUAGAAGAGUUGUAUUUUUUGCAGUUUUAAAAGGUGGAAUCUUUGUAUUCUUUAAAACAAAUUUCACACAAGGUGCUAUAAUUUAACUUACUACUUCUGUGUUUUGUAUGUAGCUAAAAUUAUUAAAGGUUUGAGAUAUAAACUGUAUUUACAACACUGAAUCACAAAAUGGUUGUGUUACACAUAUUCAGACUAGCAGUUGUAUUUGUCCAAAGUUCUUAGAGUACUGUUUUAUAAACUCCACUUGCUUUUUGAUCCAUGAGGAACAUCAUGGCAUUUUUCAGAAGUAUAUCUCAGUUAGCAAGCAGAAUAGUGUGAUUAAAUAUAACUAACUAAGAUUAGUUCUGUGCCUUUUUUACUGUCAGGGCAGCUCACUGAAGACCAUAGCUAUCAAUUAAUUGAAAAUGCAUUGGAUACUUUAAGGGUGUGAUUUUGAAAUCCUUGGUCAGAUGAGUGUAUCCCACAGAUACUAUUCCUGCAAUAAAAGGAAUACUUGCACUAUAAUACGGUAUUAUAUUUUUUUUCAUUGUGUCCUAAGGAUAUUAUACAUCCAUCAAGGAGCUAUUUUUAUAUCCUUUUGUACAUGUGACAUGAAAAAAAUACAGCACUGUUUGCUAAAAUCUUGAGUUGCACUUUCAUAGAGCAACAGUGUACAAGGUAAUGAUACAAUUUAAAAACUGAUUUAAAGCUACAAUAUAGUCAUGAUAAAUGAGUACAAAUAAAGCUAAAAAUUACUUACAGUAUCACAUUCAGCGUUUCAUAGACCAGAGAGAUUGACAUGUAGAUUAUUUGACAUGGCAUGUACUUUAAAAAAAAGUAAGCAACAUGUAUCUUUUCUUACUCUUCUUUUUUGACUGAAACCUUUUGCUGAAGCCUCCAUGUAUACCUUUUCAUAGAAUCACUAAGAUUGGAAAAGACCUGCAAGAUCAUCAAGUCCGACCUUUGACCAAACACCACCAUGUCAACUAGACUACAGCACUAAGUGCAAUGUCCAAUUGCUUCUUGAAUGCUUCCAGGGAUGGUGACUCCACCAUCUCCCUGGACAGCCAGUCCCAAAGUCUGACUACCCUUUCAGUGAAGAAAUUCUUCCUGAAGUCCAACCUGAACCUCCCCUGGCGCAGCUGGAGGCCUUUUCCUCUUUUCCAGUUGUUAGUUGCUAUAUUGUUAAAAUAUCUUCUGAAAGAUAGUGAGAAUUGCAAGUCAAAUCCUCUUGCUAUUGACUUCAGACUUCCUAGGUAGCUUACUUAAAUUUCAGUAUAACAGCUUGUUAAAUAGACAUUAAAAUUAAGUAUGAUUUUCAUAUGGUGCUCUCUUUCCAACUUCUUUUUUACACUUAUCUUUUUUGUCUUAUUCUCUGCAAUAUUCCUAGUUUUCUAAAGCAUUUAAAUCCUCCUGCUUAUGUAAGAUUAGAAAUGUAUUCAAACAUAAGCAUCUCUACUGUUUUCAUGUAGUCUUUAACAAAUUGUUUUCUUACCUGUGCUAUACAUGUUUUCUGAAAUGAAUUCAUAUAGAGCAUGGCCUUAUGAAGCUUUUCUAAUGACAUUACACAGGAAUAUGCAUUUGGAAGGAGAUUCCUAUUCAUCAGGUCACCUUGCCUACUAUUGGUAGUAAUGGAAACACACCACCCUUCAUGUAAAAUCCAGCUAAAAGCCAUUGGAUUUCUUGAGGUUCUCCCCAGCACUCUCACAGCGUUCCCAUCGUGAAAGGCUGUUUUGAGACAGAUUGAGGUGGCUUGUGUCAUCACAACUCUGCCCAGAAUGUCUGGAAGCCAGAUCCUGGCCUCAGGGCAAGGACAGCAGAAAGGAAUAUGAUGCUGAGAUAUUGCAUCUCCUGCAUUAGCUGCCAAGGGGUCACUGGGGCCAUUGUGAACAGUAGCUGAUAGAUGUAAUUUCUCUCACCACGCAGGGUGUGGGAAGAGAGGAAGCUCAGUGUGCUCUCAUACCUUUUGCCUAGGAAGCUCAGGAGAUCAACUGGGAGGAUCUCUGUGAUAAAGGGUGUGUUGCAGAAAGGGCUUUCCUGCUCCACUCAGCUAUCUUAUUACUAUCUAUUAGCCUAUAUAUCUUGAGAUAUGCUGGUAUGCCAAGGUGGGUGUGCCACACUGCUCUCAGUCAUCUAGUUCAAAAUUAACUGCCUUGGAUAAAUGGUGCAGCAUGCUGCUUCUAAUUCCCAUUGAGCAUAACAUUUAGCCAGCUUCAUGUUAAUGAAUAGAUUGCAAUGACUAGUUAAUAGGUAGGUGUAUGAAGACUUUUUCUGUGACCAGAUGGAACCUACCUUUCUUAUUCAGAUAAAAUAUUUUAAAUCUAGGUUUAGCUACUGCUCUGACUGUGGUACUUGCAGUCUUCACAGUAGCUUACUUCAGUGGAUAUUUGGAUAUUUAUGUGAUUAGUAAAUAAACUAUAAUGAAAACAAGUUACAAACAUUAUAAUAAUUUAUAAUUUAAGGUAGUUGCUACAUUAACACUUUUUUGUGAAUUCAGUUCUUACUUAAUCUCCCUUAGAAAGAAAAAAAUUAAGGAAAGUUAAUACAAAUAAGUGUUCUGCACUAAGAAGUAGGGCUUCAUAAAUCAAAAUUUUCAUGCAGGCAAACUGGCCGCAGUUCAUAAAGGAUCGGUUAUGUGUUUUUGAACAAAAAGGUUGAAAGCUUUUCUGAAAAUUAAAAUUUAUAUCAUAACGUAUAUUUUAAAAUGUGCUGAGAGAUACUGUAUUAUUUAUUACCAGUUUACAAUUUAAAUUCAUGCCAAACAUACAGUUUUUAUAGAUGAUUAACUGUAGGCCAUUAAAAUGUUUCAUUCUGUGUUUGUUACAGUGGCUGUUUAAAAAACAAACACCUCAUGUUUCUGCACUGCUCAAGUGAGUUGCAGUAUGGUUACUGUCUACAAUGCUUUGCAAGGCUGCUAAAGUGGCAGGCUCCUAUUUGCAAGGGAUAGCUCCUUAAACUUGCUUUCAUGAUGGCCCACCUUCACAGUGGGUUCAGUGAGUAAAACUGUAUGCCACUGGUGCCAUUCUUGGGGUCCUGAGUGCCUUCAGUAGGACUGAAGGCUUUACAGAUGUGCCUGAGUCAUCCUUAUGACUUCCUCAAUGGAGAAGACCUGUCUUGUGAACUCUUAGGUCACAGAAGUAAGUCUGGCAAGUGAACUUAAGGCUGUACCAAGACAAACUGUGGAGAACCUGGAUGUUGGGUAACUCUAGCCCUCUCAUAGGAAGUUGCUGUCAAGUUCAGGCCUGCAACUGGUAGUGGCUGGCAAUGUUCAAUACUUUCUGUGUCAUGUUGUAUCACCUGAAACGUUGUCUUUUUAUUCAUACCUCUCUAUCUUCUGUGUUCAGUCUUGAAUGUAUUUGAAUGUCCUUUCAGUUGAUGGCUUUGUAAAAGUGUAAGUACAAAAAAAUUUAUCUAAGUGUAUCAUGUAUAGAAUUGUACUUAAAGAUUCUUAAUAAUGUAAUUGCACUGCAGCUGCUUAUUACUGUUAUUUCUUCUGAAAUGUGUUAUCACUAGCAGUUUACAGAGACAGGAAAACAACACAAUACAAUACUUUAAUAACUUAUUUAUUUGCAAAGAUUAUAAGGUUUUUUGGGAUAUAGAUUCAGAUAUUUGUUUUAGAGAUUGUUAAUACUGUAGCACUGUAGAAAUUAUUCAUCAAUUAAAAGACAUGUUCUAAAGUA
Messenger RNA from Pseudopipra pipra, 10039 nucleotides. It is a transcript of the gene HACD1, whose product is annotated as 3-hydroxyacyl-CoA dehydratase 1. Bases 3858 to 4493 code for a protein of 211 amino acids. Gene Ontology annotation, biological process: dephosphorylation; fatty acid elongation; sphingolipid biosynthetic process. Lineage: Eukaryota; Metazoa; Chordata; Aves; Passeriformes; Pipridae. The record is from RefSeq and is a predicted model, not a curated record. Gene Ontology annotation, cellular component: endoplasmic reticulum membrane. Gene Ontology annotation, molecular function: 3-hydroxyacyl-CoA dehydratase activity. The transcript has 7 exons.